Paramuricea clavata is the source of this 2141-nucleotide messenger RNA. NCBI's taxonomy places the organism in Eukaryota, Metazoa, Cnidaria, Anthozoa, Malacalcyonacea, Plexauridae. The record is from the annotation of a GenBank genome assembly.
AUGCUGGGAGUUAACGUCAACGAAGCAUCGACCUCAAUGUGUCAACCACUGAUGAUACUCAAAGUGCAUCCCCAAAUAUGCUAGUAAGUAAUCAAGAACUGUUCUUUUUCCAAUAUAUUAUUUAAUUAUUGUCCUUCAUGAGUUAUUAAAUGCUUAACUAUUGAGUUAUUGAAUAUUUUGCGCCAUCAAUGAGCGAAUUCAUGAUCAUGAAUAGAUUCAUUCAUUCAUGCAUAUAUUAUAGUAUUUAUUGUAAACAAAAUAUUGAUCCUAGUUUAUUGACAAUCGUUUUAUAUCAAGUCUCAAAAAAGAUUAUUAAGUCUGCACUAACAUUAGAUUAAAACAUUUUCUGUUUUUCUUGUUUUAAGAGUGCUCCAGUGUUAGUCGAUGCAUCGCCAUAUGUUCUAAAUCAUGCGAACAAAGAACUCAUUGAAGUUGCAAGGAGAGGCAAUCCAUCGGUCCUGAGGCAGAGAUCAUUUGAUGGGUUAAGUUCUGAAACAUGGAUGGCUGAACUCAUAAACGAAAUGAAAACAAGGUGUCUUAUGGCUCAUCAAAUUCUUUCUGGGCUGUUCGAAAACAGCAUUUAUCCAGAUAAGAGGAAUCCUGCUUUGUGCUUAAUUUAUGGCAUCAUAAUGUUCCUAAGAUGUCAUGAGUUAAGCAAAAUACAGAGAAUAAAUUCUGUUUUACUCAUACAAGGACAAGCAUCUGUUAACGUAAGUUAUUCUUAACAGUUUUGUAUUUAUGUUUCUGAGUUCUAAUUUAUAGUGUCAUACAGUAUGCUUUAUCACGUUGACAAAUAGAAUUUGUCCAAUAACGACUUAUCACAGACUUGCUCUGCAAUUGUACUUUAACAUCUCCCCCCUCGCAAGAUUAUAUUGUAAUUUUUGAUUUCAAUACUGACCCCCUCUCCCCCUUGUGGAACAAGUCAGCGAUCUGUCGACACUGAACAGAAUACAUACUGUAUUUGUCAAUAACCUUGCGCUCAGCUGUACUAAGAGGAUAGUUGAUGCCACAGCUACACAUCCGACAGUAAAAACUCAGUGCACUAUCCCCUGUUGGUCAUGUUUGGAAUUAGUUUAAUAACUGCUAGAACUAAAACUAUGUGUUUGACACAUUUGUGAAUUGGAUUCAUAUUGUAUACAGGGUUUGUACAAAACUUGAAAGUCCUUGAAUAUGAAAACAAAAAUUCAAGGCCUUGAAAGUCCUUAAAUCUAUAACGAGGUACUUGAAAGUCCGUGAAUUUGUUUUGCUUCAGCUUUCCGACAUUGUAUUUUCUGAAAUUUGUUAUAUUUCACAGUUGUAGAUUAAAACCACCUUUAGGAAUUUCAAACCCCUGCCUGGAAAGUCCUUAAAAGACCUUGAAUUUUAAUGUUCCUUACCUGUAUGAACCCUGUGAAUGUUGCAGGCAAAGAUGUUCUGGGGGGUUCACUCCCCCAGAAAUGAUUUGCACCCCCCAGAAGCAUUGGGCAACGCCCCAAAGGUUUUUGCACCCCCGAAAAUUAUAUAUAUUUUGAUUUGAUAGUGUCAUAUUUGAUUGUUCUUAUUACUAAAUUGGUAAAAUUACCAAUAUUAUGGUCUCAGAUCUCACCAUGCAAGCCUAGAAAACAAAUUUUGUUAAACUUUUUCCUUGGCCUUUCCGGGCGUUGCCACCACGCCCCAGUCAAAGCAAGCAGCAGCACCCCCCAGAUAAUUAUCCCCCCCCCCGAACGAAAAUAGGAAAAUCGGUCUCUGGUAUAUUGAUUUUUAUUUUGUGUCAUUGUUAGAUGAUUGCUGAAUUAAAUAAGUAUGGUUUCUGUCGUGAGCCAAAAAUGAAGUACAACAUCCUCGAUGACAUUGGCAAUCAUUUUCUUGACCGUGCUGCAGAGUUGGUGAAGUCUGGACACAGGUUUGUGUAUGUCCUCGACAACAUUGAUUGGGAAGAAAAAGCCCAUGAUAUGAGACAGGAUGUACAAAACCGAAGUGUGCAUGCAGUUGCUACCAGCAUUGUGUUUAAUAGAGUUCCAGAAAAAGAUUUACCAAACUCUGGUCCACAGAAGAAUCUACAUCACUGUAAUGUCGACGAUCUAGUGAUUGUGAAUGAUGAAGACACCAAAACAAUUCGAGCCCGCUACCUUUCAAUCAUUGCAAAACUAUUUUUUUUUUAG